Messenger RNA from Planococcus citri (citrus mealybug), 2068 nucleotides. RefSeq names its product juvenile hormone esterase-like. The transcript is spliced from 10 exons. NCBI's taxonomy places the organism in Eukaryota, Metazoa, Arthropoda, Insecta, Hemiptera, Pseudococcidae. The record is from RefSeq and is a predicted model, not a curated record. The coding region runs from base 140 to 1768 and encodes 542 amino acids.
UGCAACCGGUUUAGUGCAAAGUUCGCAAUCGGAGCGAGGAGUGAUGUAUUUUCACAGUCAUGUUUAAUGAAUAUAUUUUUGAACGAAUAUUGGCUAUCAGUAGUUUUUUAUAAAUUAUAGUACACACACUGGUCUAAAAAUGAAAGUAGUUUUGUGCACGUUGUUUGUAAUUUUAAUUACUGGUAUAAGUUGCGAAUUAUUAAAAUUGAAAAAUGGAGAGAUAAAUGGUACCAUUGGGAAGUCGAAAAAUGGCCGUUCGUUUCAUCAAUUUUACAGUAUUCCUUACGCAGAACCUCCUGUAGGACAGUUGAGACUCAAGGCUCCAGUUAAAGCUAAAUCAUGGUCUAAUGUCAGAGAUGCUUCCAAAUCACCACCAAAAUGCACACAACCUUCAAAAAAUGCACCUUCUUCUGUUUCUAACGAUUCACAAGAAGAUUGCCUAUACUUGAAUGUUUUUGUACCUGAGAAUUUAUUCAAGCCCUCUGGUAAAGCUCCUGUGAUGGUAUGGAUUCACGGAGGAGCAUUUUAUACUGGUUUUUCUGGACAAUACAAUCCUGAAUACUUCAUGGAUAAAGAUGUUAUCUUGGUAACAGUUAAUUAUCGACUGGGUGCCCUAGGUUUUUUCGGGUUGAAUAACGAUGUAAUUAGUGGUAAUUUUGGACUGAAAGACCAAGCCUUAGCGUUGCAAUGGGUCAAAGAGAAUAUCGCAGAUUUUGGCGGAGACCCUGAUAAGGUCACGUUGAUGGGAGAAAGCGCUGGCUCAGCGUGUGUACAUUUACACAUGUUCUCUCCACUCAGCAAAGGGCUAUUUCAAAAAACGAUUAUGCAAAGUGGCAGCGGUCUUUCCGAUUGGGCUGCUGCUGCUGAUGGAUCAGGUGAAAGUACUUCCAACGCAUUUUUAGUCCUUUCUGGUUGUUGGCGCAACGAUUCCAUCCGAGUCUUGAAAUGUCUGCAGAGUUUACCAGCGAGCGAUUUUCUUACUUUUGGAAGUCGAUUAUCUCUUCGAAAUACCGAAACUGAGAUGAUAUUUAGACCAAUCGUCGAAUCGAGUGUGAAAAAUAAUCCUUUCUUGCCUCAAAAACCUAGUAAAUCGACUUACCAAACCACUGUACCGUGGAUUUCUGGUAUUAAUUCGGGGGAAGGAGCAUUGGCGUUGACGAGCCUUGUAAAGAAAGGAGGCGCUUUGGAGAAAGUUAUGCAUGUUGAUAGAAAAUGCCUGGAAUCAUUUUUAGCCGGAUAUCUGUUUUCACUAGAUCCUGAAAGAGUUGAAAAUACAGCGCAAGAAAUCAUUAAUUUUUACUUCAAUUCCACAAAUGAUGGAAGAAAUAAUGCGUUGAAAUUUGUUGAUAUUCAUACAGAUUACACAUUCUUAUAUCCUUUCAUAAAGGCUGUUCAAUCAAAUCAGCAACGACAAUACUUGUAUUAUUAUGAUCAUAGGGGAUCAUCUUCUUGGCAAGAUUAUGCCAAAUUGGAUAUAGAUCUUGGCGUUUCGCAUGGAGACGAACUCCCCUUAUUAUUCCGAAAUAAAAUCUUGGAACCGAAACAGAACCCUCAAGAUAAACUGGUAUCAGAAACACUGAUAAAAUUUUGGACUGAAUUUGCAAUUACAGGCGACCCAAAUGGGAAAUCUGUAGAGAAAUUAUGGAAGUUUACGAGUUCUGACGGUGAUAUCGAAUAUUUGCAUAUUCAAAGCAACGGUACAGCAAUGAAGAAACAACUUCUAAGGAAGAGAUACACGUUUUGGGAAUCAUUGUUACAUGCUAAGUAGAAACAGGAAACGAUCAUUGCAGAAAAACGUCAUCGCUUCGAUAGUUAUUUUUUAACGGUCCAAGGGUGAUUUUUUUGGCCAGUCUUAUAGUUUUGAAGAUGAAAAAUUGCCUGAAUAAUGGCUGGACAUCAGAAGAGAGGAAACAUUGUUGUAACUCUUCUUUUCCCCUGCUUUUAGAUUUUUUUUUUACAUUAGGCUCAUAUACCUAAUUAUGCCAUGAUUUGUUUAUUAUUAUUUUUUUUUCAUUCAUUCGUGUCCAAUUUGUCAAGUACAUAUUUUCGAAUAAAAUUUACAGAAGAA